UGGAGUUAGGGAGGCAAGGGAUGGACAUGGACUUCCUGGGCCGGGCUCUGUCACUGCACAGUAGACUCUGUCCUGGGACUUGGUGGUGCUACCCUUGGUCUCCCACAGUCCUGCCACCCUGCCGCCGCCACCAUGCUGCCCCCUGGGACUGCGAUCCUCUUGACUCUGCUUCUGGCAGCUGGCUCGCUGGGCCAGAGGCCUCAGAGGCCACCCCGGCCCCCAUCCCCCAUCAGCACAAUCCAGCCCAAGGCCAAUUUUGAUGCUCAGCAGUUUGCAGGGACCUGGCUCCUUGUGGCUGUCGGCUCUGCCUGCCGUUUCCUGCAGGAGCAGGGCCACCGGGCCGAGGCCACCACACUGCACGUGGCUCCCCAGGGCAAAGCCAUGGCUGUCAGCACCUUCCGAAAGCUGGAUGGGAUCUGCUGGCAGGUGCGCCAGCUCUAUGGAGACACAAGGGUCCUCGGCCGCUUCCUGCUUCAAGCCCGAGGCGCCCGAGGGGCUGUGCAUGUGGUUGUCGCUGAGACCGACUACCAGAGUUUCGCUGUCCUGUACCUGGAGCGGGCGGGGCAGCUGUCAGUGAAGCUCUAUGCCCGCUCACUCCCUGUGAGCGACUCCGUCCUGAGUGGGUUUGAGCAGCGGGUCCGGGAGGCCCACCUGACUGAGGACCAGAUCUUCUACUUCCCCAAGUAUGGCUUCUGUGAGGCUGCAGACCAGUUCCACGUCCUGGACGAAGUGAGGAGGUGAGGCUGGCGUGCAGCUCCAGUGCUGAGAAGUCAGUGCCCUGAGAGAUGACCCCGCCGGUGGGGUGCCUGCUGCCCAUCCUCUGUGAGCCCCCAGCCUCAGAUCAGGGCCCUGACACCUGGGGCGGGGGAUAUUCUGCCAGCUGCCGCAGAGGACAGUGGGUGGAGAGGUACCUUAUUAAAUGUUUCAGACCCC
This is a messenger RNA of Rhinopithecus roxellana (golden snub-nosed monkey), 933 nucleotides long. It is a transcript of the gene C8G, whose product is annotated as complement C8 gamma chain. Gene Ontology annotation, cellular component: membrane attack complex. Bases 133 to 741 code for a protein of 202 amino acids. The record is from RefSeq and is a predicted model, not a curated record. NCBI's taxonomy places the organism in Eukaryota, Metazoa, Chordata, Mammalia, Primates, Cercopithecidae. The transcript has 7 exons. Gene Ontology annotation, biological process: complement activation.